This is a messenger RNA of Melozone crissalis (California towhee), 3321 nucleotides long. It is a transcript of the gene TMEM275, whose product is annotated as transmembrane protein 275. Bases 387 to 935 code for a protein of 182 amino acids. NCBI's taxonomy places the organism in Eukaryota, Metazoa, Chordata, Aves, Passeriformes, Passerellidae. The record is from RefSeq and is a predicted model, not a curated record. The transcript is spliced from 2 exons.
ACCCACCUGCCUAGGGAGAGCAGCAUCGUCCUCCGAGGGCGAGGGAGAGAGUGGGGGCAAAGCGGCGGAGCUCUCUGAGCUCUGCAAGGACUGCCCGCCUGACACCCCAGCAAAGUUUCCUGAGCUCGGUGACAAGAGGGGAGCGGGGAUGUGAGAUACCCCUGCCGCAGAGCACAGCUGGGCUUCCAGCCCCGUUCUGCUGGGACGAGCCAUGGCUUUGCCAUCCCCGAGUGAAGGGUGAGACCCCGGGCAGCCGCUCCCUCCAUCGCCUUCCCCGGCUCCGCGCUCCAUCCCAGGAUUUCAAGACAACAGGAGACUGGAAAUAGCCUUCUCAACACAGCAUUCACCCUGUGAGGACUGAGGUGACCUCCAAGACUCUUCCCAGCAUGUUCAGUGAAAAGAGCAGCGCCUCUUUGCCCCAAAAACCCACCCAGAAGAAGACCCGGCCCCAGGGCCUCCCCUCCCCGGCUCUCUGCUGUGCCUGUGGACUCUGCAUCAUGCUAGCAGGGAUCAACAUCACCCUAGUGGGAGCUUUUGCCUUUGGGACCUUCCUCCCUGUGAACAACCCUCCCAUCAUCAUCGGGCCCAUCCUGCUGGUGGUGGCCUUCACGUUCUUCGGUGCCUGCUGCAUCUGCAGCCGGAGACCCCCGGCCCACGGGGCCAGGAAAUCCAAGCCAGGCUCCAACAUUGGCCUCAUCAAACCUGGCAACACAGCCUUUGAAAUCGAAACCAGCGAGCACACGGUGCAGGACACCACUGCUGUCCAGCUGAGCCCCACCAACUCCCCCAUCUCCUCCAAAAAGUCCACCCCGGUGCACGAGAACGCCAAGGCUUGCAAACUCUUCACCAUGGAGGGCAACGGGCCAGUGGCCAAAUACUCCACAGGGGGAGAGGCCAUACAGCUCAACCUGCCCAGGGACCUGGCCACAUCCUAAACCUGGGCAAAGCUUUGUCAGCAGCCAGCCAAACGCUGCCAUGGGUGGGCUGGAAUUGUGCCAUCAGUCAGGGGCAUGGGGAAGGUGCUUGUGGAAAGCCAGCAGUCAGUCAGGCCUCUCUGAACCACUUUAAGGGAGAUGGAUGCAACAGCAGAAAGAAAAAUAAUCCAGAUUUUUUUGCUGAAACAUGCCCAUUGUACAGUUUUAAAGAGAAAACUGAUAACGAUGCUGCUGUGAAAAGAUGAUAGCGGUUCCUGGAAAUACGCUGCCGUUUUUGGGGAGCAGAUCGAAGAGGGGAAUGAAUUAAUUUGUCUGAUAUAACGUGACAGUUGGAAGGAGAGGCUACAUGGGACCGACAAAUGACAGCUCUUUCUUCUCAGAAGUGAAGCAAUUCUUGGACAUAAAAGAAGCAGGAACGCAGUAAAUUACAGCUUGCUGCCACUCAGUCACAAGAAGAUUUCAGCAUUUUUAGUGCCAGACUUUUUGGCAGUAGGGACAAAGCUAUGUCUUUGCUGCUGAAAAAGCAGUGUGAAACCAUCUCUCCUCUGUUGAAAAUUCUUGCCCCAUCCUGCCCUCAUUUGGGCGAUUUUACUGCCCAUUCUAAGAGAAGGAACCACAAGGAUCACAAUCAGCGCUGGUAUUUUCCUCUCACGUUAAUGAGCUUGCGCUGCAGCUGUGCUACUCCUCAUAGUGUAUUUCUUGGAAGAUCAGCCAGGCUGGAUCCUUGGGGAUAAGCUCCUGGGGUAACCAGAGACUAACUGGAGCCUGCAAAUUAAAUUUUUGGGCCGUGAUUAUGUAUUGAGUACUAGGCAACAUUCUUCCCAUAUUUUUGUGGAAGGCUGGCUCGGGACACGCCUCAGGGCAGGGGGUAGAUGACUGUAUGGGCUUCAGAAUAGCUCUGCUGGAAGAUGGUGACUGUGGGAUCUAUUGCCCAGGAGUGGAUCCUUGCUGCAGGAAAUGGGCUGCUCAGGGUGCUCACAAAGCAGUGGGAUGAGUUUGCAGAAGACAAUUUAUCAAGAGCUGUUCCAAGCAAAGACGCUCCCUGUGCCUCAGAAAGACCCUAAUCUGAUGGAAUAAUGCUGCAAAGGAUUUGUGUUUUUCCCUGGGGGACUCUGGCUGGGAGCACAGUGCUGUGCUGAUGGGCUUUGCUCUGACUCCUGCUCAGUGUGGGGAAGGACAGCACUGCCAGGCAGGACUUGCAUGUGGGGAGGAAGCAGCAAGAGAGUGGAUCUUGAGUAGGAAUGGCUGCACAGGUCCUCUGUUUAUGAUAACUCUAUAUUUGAAAUGUGUUUUUUGGGGCUUUGAAUGACAAGGGAAUCAUCUGGACCACACCACAUCACUGCAGUGGCCCAGCUAGCCCAGGAUCCAGCUUCUGACAAGGCUGAGAGCAAGGUCCUGAGAGGAACAUAAAGACAGGGGAAAAUCAGGAUGCUGCUUGCCAGAAGUGCUUUCCCAGCUUCCAGUGUGCUGUUGCUUAGGAGCUUCCUGAGCUGGCAGUGGUGCCUGUAUGUAGCAGCCCUGAGUGGAUUUCUCCCCCAUGAAAUAAUCCAUUUGCGCCUUGACUGUCUGUCAGUUCCCAUCAUUUGUGAUCCUGCAGCAGAGAGCUGCACACUUUGGCUUCUUUUCAUCCUGCAUCCUCCUACCUCUCCCUUUGAUGGCUCAAAUUUCCCGGGCUAGAAGGGUCAGCAAACAGCCCAUGGCCUCACCACCCCUUGGGUUCUCUGAGAUGUGUUUUCCAUGCCACGCUCCCUCCAUCCAUCUCUCUCUCUUACAGAACUUUACAUCUCCUGUAGCCAGAGGGAGGAAACUCUUCCCAUUCAGCCCAGCAGCAGCUGCUUGCUUUGCUGAGGACAACACACCCCUGAGGCUUUAACCACCAGAAAUCCAUGCAGAGAGAGGUGGGAGGGCUGAAGGGGAAAUGUUGGAGGACAGGGAGGGGUUGUGGCAUGACCAAGGCUCCCCUUGGCCACCAGGGCACCUCUGUGGAGAGAAAAGCCCUGGUGCUGUACAGGCCAUGCAGGAGGUGUCCUGGCUGCUCUGGGGAGCCCCUGGGCAGCUGAUGUCCCUGCAUGAGCCCAGGUAGGAUGAGGUUGAAGUAAUUCCUUGAUAAAAGGUUAACCAAAGAGUCAUAACGUGAGUCCCUGAGUCCUCCAGCAGUUUGCUGCCUCCAACAGCUCCUUCUCCACAUCUUGAUUUUAGCAGGGUGGGUCUGUAAUGAUGAGGAGGAGAAGAGGCAGGUUUGGGAGAAGGGUGUUUGUGUAGGGCUGGGUAGAUGCGGGUUCAAUCUUUGGUACAGCCUCCAGGUCCUGGGCAAGCAUUGGUGUGUGCUGUGAGGGGCAAACACCUGCUCCAGCUCCACGGAAAGCUGCUUUAGGCAUGAGCAUUG